Clonostachys solani is the source of this 939-nucleotide messenger RNA. The record is from the annotation of a GenBank genome assembly. Lineage: Eukaryota; Fungi; Ascomycota; Sordariomycetes; Hypocreales; Bionectriaceae.
AUGGAGGACGAACAUGAUCAACAAGGGGACACCAGCUCGUCAAGUCUCUCUUCAGCCCCGUCUCUCGUUGAAUCUGAUAUUCUACCGACAGAUUCCACCCAAUCUUCACAAGACGAGAGCAGGGCCAACACCACCUCUUCCGGCGAGCGGUGGCGAAAUCCUACAUCGCGCGAGGACGCAAAGCCAGCUUCCACCGUGACUAUUAAACGCCCAACCAAGCCAACCAAGGCGCGAAAAUGGGACGCUGAAAAUAUCGUCAUCAACCCAAAGUCCCCCCUCGCAAAGGCCGAUCUGAGAAGGCUUCUGGCAAAUCCAGUGGCAUGGGAAAUACUUGAUGCCACUGACAAGGCAGAGAUACUCGCCUUAUUCCCAGACAAAGAGCACAUUCUCGACCCAGACAGUGAGAAUGCGCGACCCAAUUUGAUGUCGUUGAUGAACGAUGACACCUUCCGCCAUGACUGUGCCACCUACACUGAGAAUAUCGCCUUGGGUCGUUUUGAUCCGGAGUGGCUCGCAAGCGCUUGGUCAGCGCAUGAGCGACGCAAAUUGGGGGAUUUCGACGAGCAUCUCGCAGACAAAUUCGAAGCUGAGUGGCAGGUUCAACUUCCACAAGACUUCAAGCCAAAGCGACAAGUAAACCGCGGCAGCAGCCAAAAUGAAGCCGUCAACGGGGAGAAUAAAGCUCUAGAGGCGACCCCACGGGAAACACAAGAUGGAGACGGCGGCCCGGGUGGCAGUGAAAUGAAAGAUCUGACAACCGAAACCCCGACCAAAGUAGCGAGAUGCGAUGCAGUCGACAGCGACGCCAUGUCAAUCGAUGAACUACAAGCAGACGACCCCCAGCCUCAAGAAGCACCGACUCCCUCCUCAUGGAAGCAGAGGCGGGGUUCAACGAUCCACGUAUCUGGGAUCGCAGACGAGAAGGACGAGCUAGCAUGA